AUGGCCUUGAUUUGGAGCUCCCCCUCUCGUCUUCUCCUCCUUGGCCUCCUGUCCCUCCUCCACCCUUUCACCAUCCCGGCCGGAAGUAUUCGUGUCGGCACGGUUGUCCGUAAACCCUCCCCGGAGAUUCCCAUUUUCCGGGAAGCCCCCUCUUUUCGUAAUGGCGAUGGUUGUGGAUUACACGAGACCGAUAUUAUUCAUGUGGCCAUGACCUUAGACGUUAAUUAUCUUCGAGGUACAAUGGCAGCGGUGCUCUCAAUGCUGCAACAUUCUACAUGUCCUGAAAAUUUGUCAUUCCAUUUCCUUUUCGUUCGUUAUCAACCUGAGCUCUUUUCCAGCAUAAAUUCUACCUUCCCUUUCUUGAACUUCAAGAUUUAUAGGUUCGACUCUAAGCGAGUUCGAGGAAAGAUUUCUAGGUCCAUUCGAAAAGCUUUGGAUCAACCUUUAAAUUAUGCGAGAAUUUAUCUUGCUGACAUAAUACCACCCCAUGUAAGAAGGGUUAUUUACUUGGAUUCUGACAUUAUCGUGGUGGAUGAUAUUGCAAAAUUAUGGGAUGUAGACAUGGAGGAUAAGGUGGUGGCUGCACCAGAAUAUUGCCAUGCAAAUUUCAGUCAGUACUUUACCGACACAUUUUGGUCGGACCCAGAAAUGGCAAAAACAUUUGAAGGAAGGAAUCCUUGUUAUUUUAACACAGGAGUGAUGGUGGUGGACGUAGAUAAAUGGAGAAAAGGAGAGUAUUCGCAAAAAGUUGAGGAAUGGAUGGCAGUACAGAAACAAAAGAGGAUAUACCAACUGGGUUCUUUGCCUCCAUUUUUGCUUGUUUUCGCCGGAAACAUUAAGGCAGUGGAUCACAGGUGGAACCAACAUGGCCUAGGUGGUGAUAACUUUCAAGGGAAAUGUAGGAGCCUUCAUCCUGGUCCAAUUAGCCUUCUCCAUUGGAGUGGCAAGGGUAAACCAUGGCUGAGGUUAGAUUCUAGAAAGCCAUGCAUUGUUGAUCAUUUGUGGGCUCCGUAUGAUCUCUACCGUUCAUCAAUAAAUUACUUGGAAGAAUAG
This is a messenger RNA of Manihot esculenta (cassava), 1053 nucleotides long. RefSeq names its product probable galacturonosyltransferase-like 4. Gene Ontology annotation, molecular function: glycosyltransferase activity. Gene Ontology annotation, cellular component: Golgi apparatus. The record is from RefSeq and is a predicted model, not a curated record. The coding region runs from base 1 to 1053 and encodes 350 amino acids. The transcript has a single exon. Lineage: Eukaryota; Viridiplantae; Streptophyta; Magnoliopsida; Malpighiales; Euphorbiaceae.